Messenger RNA from Ostreococcus lucimarinus CCE9901, 1677 nucleotides. RefSeq lists its product with no specific name. Gene Ontology annotation, biological process: carbohydrate metabolic process. Gene Ontology annotation, cellular component: cytosol. NCBI's taxonomy places the organism in Eukaryota, Viridiplantae, Chlorophyta, Mamiellophyceae, Mamiellales, Bathycoccaceae. Bases 1 to 1677 code for a protein of 558 amino acids. The record is from RefSeq and is a predicted model, not a curated record. Gene Ontology annotation, molecular function: magnesium ion binding; phosphoglucomutase activity. The transcript has a single exon.
AUGGUGACGGUGCGCGAGGUGCCGACGACGCCGAUCGAGGGGCAGAAGACGGGCACGAGCGGACUGCGGAAGAAGGCGGCGGUGUUCAGCGAGGGGAACUAUUUGGCGAACUGGGUGCAGGCGCUGUUCGGCGCGCUGCCGAGGCGCGAGGUCGAGGGGAGCGCGAUGGUGCUGGGAGGGGACGGACGAUGGUUUAAUAAGGAGGCGAGUCAAAUAAUUUUGAAACUGGCGGCGGGGAACGGGGUGAAGAAGAUGUACGUCGGGAGGGAUGGGUACUUGUGCACGCCGGCGGCGAGCGCGGUGAUUCGCGAACGCGGGGCGUACGGGGGAUUCAUCAUGAGCGCGUCGCACAAUCCGGGCGGGCCGAAGGAAGACUGGGGGAUCAAGUUUAAUUACAGCUCGGGCGAACCGGCGCCGGAGAAGAUCACGGAUGCGAUUUACGGGUUCACGCAAACCGUGGACACGUUGAAGAUGGCGGACAUCCCGGACGUCGACUUGAGCGUGUGCGGCGUCACCAAGUUUGGUGACUUUGAGGUCGAAGUCAUCGAUCCGGUGGCCGAUUACUUGAAGCUUCUCAAGCGAGUCUUCGACUUUGAUCUCAUCAAGUCGUUGUUGACGCGCCCGGAUUUCAAGAUGCAAUUCGACGCCAUGCACGCCAUCACGGGCGCGUACGCCAAGCCCAUCUUUGUCGAUGAACUCGGUGCGUCGCCAGACUCGUGCGUGAACGCCGUGCCGAAGGAAGACUUCGCGGGCGGUCAUCCGGACCCGAACUUGACGUACGCCGAAGAGCUCGUCAAGGUGAUGUUCUCCGCCGACGCGCCGGAUUUCGGCGCCGCGUCCGACGGCGACGGCGAUCGCAACAUGAUUCUCGGUAACAACUUCUUCGUGACCCCGAGCGAUUCCGUCGCUAUCAUCGCCGCUAACGCGGUCGAGUGCAUCCCGUACUUCAAGUCUGGUUUGAAGGGUUUGGCGCGCUCCAUGCCCACCGCCGCCGCGCUCGAUCGCGUCGCCGCGGGUCUCGGCGUCGAGUGCUUUGAAACCCCCACUGGGUGGAAGUUUUUCGGCAACUUGAUGGACGCUGGUCGCUUGUCGGUGUGCGGUGAAGAAUCCUUCGGUACCGGCGCCGAUCACGUGCGCGAAAAGGACGGUCCCUGGGCCGUUCUCGCGUGGUUGUCCAUCUUGGCGUACCGCAACAAGGACGUGCCGGUGGGCGGCAAAAAGGUGAGCGUCGAGCAAAUCACCAAGGAACACUGGGCCAAGUACGGUCGCAACUUCUUCUCUCGUUACGAUUACGAAGGCUGUGAGUCCGACCCGUGCAACGCCAUGGUCGAGUCGCUCCGUGCCAAGGCUGCCGCCUCAAAGAAGGGCGACAAGUACGGCGACUACGAGUUGGACUACGCCGACGACUUCGAGUACACCGAUCCCAUCGACGGUUCCGUGUCCAAGAAUCAAGGCGUCCGCUUCGUCUUCACCGAUGGUUCUCGUUUCAUCUUCCGCCUGUCUGGCACCGGUUCUUCCGGCGCCACCGUGCGCAUGUACAUUGAGCAAUACGAAGCCGAUCCCGCCAAGCAGGGCGCCGACGCCCAAGUCGCCUUGGCGCCUUUGAUCAAGAUUGCUCUCGAGACCAGCGAGCUCGCCAAGUUCACCGGUCGCGAGUCCCCGACCGUGAUCACGUAA